Messenger RNA from Elephantulus edwardii (Cape elephant shrew), 1641 nucleotides. RefSeq names its product RAD18 homolog (S. cerevisiae) (gene RAD18). Gene Ontology annotation, cellular component: nucleus; Rad6-Rad18 complex. The coding region runs from base 1 to 1641 and encodes 546 amino acids. Gene Ontology annotation, biological process: DNA damage tolerance; protein monoubiquitination. NCBI's taxonomy places the organism in Eukaryota, Metazoa, Chordata, Mammalia, Macroscelidea, Macroscelididae. The record is from RefSeq and is a predicted model, not a curated record. Gene Ontology annotation, molecular function: ubiquitin protein ligase activity; single-stranded DNA binding. The transcript has 14 exons.
AUGAAGCUUCCAGUUUUCUUCAAUUCAUACUUCACACCCAUCUUGGAUACAAAUUUCCACAUUGGGGAAGUAAUGGCUUUGACUAGGUUACUUCAAGCCACAUAUGGUGUUAAUAUUCUCUCAGAGUUGGUUCUUCACCUGUUGGUGACUGUCAUCCUAGCAUUGGUGUUAGGCGAUGGAGUAGAAGAGGUCUGGGUUAGUAAGACAAUAGAUGACUUGCUGCGGUGUGGAAUUUGCUUUGAAUACUUCAACAUUGCAAUGAUGAUUCCUCAGUGUUCGCAUAACUACUGUUCUCUCUGUAUAAGGAAAUUUCUGUCUUACAAAACUCAGUGUCCAACUUGUUGUGUGACAGUCACAGAACCAGAGCUGAGAAAUAACCGAGUACUAGAUGAACUGGUAAAAAGUUUGAAUGUUGCACGGAAUCACCUGUUGCACUUUGCCUUCAAGUCACCAGAGUCACCACCCACAUUGUCUCUUGCUUCCUCUUCUUCAAAGAACCAUACUGCUAAAGCACAUACUCCUUUUGACUUCAGACAUUCUCUAAAGCAAAAUUUCUUGACCCGAGAAAUUGGUGGUUCUACAUCAAAAUUAUUGCCAAAAGAAAACAAAAGUGAAUUCAGCCAUCAAGAAAAGAGGAACACUUGUGCAAAGAUAAAAGAGACACCUUCUGUAGAAGAUGCAGCUCCAGGGCCUUCAGGUAUUAUUCCAGUGACACCCUCUACAUCCACUUUGAAACACGUAACUAAAGUGGACUGUCCUGUUUGUGGUGUUAGUGUUUCAGAAAAUCAUAUUAACCGGCACUUAGACAGCUGUUUAUCACGUGAAGAAAAGAAAGAAAGCCUCAGAAGUUCUGGUCACAAAAGGAAGCCACUUCCCAAAAUUGUGUAUAACCUGCUCUCUGAUCGUGACUUAAAGAAAAGGCUAAAACAGCAUGGAUUAUCUGUUCAAGGAAAUAGACAACAGCUUAUUAAAAGACAUCAAGAGUUUGUACAUAUGUACAAUGCCCAGUGUGAUUCUCUGCAUCCUAAAUCAGAAGCGGAAAUCGUUAAAGAAAUUGAAAAUAUAGAGAUGACUAGGAUGCGUCUGGAAGCCAGUAACCUGAAUGAAACUAUCAUGGUGUUUACAAAGGACCAAACAGAAAAGGAAAUAGAUGAAAUCCACAGAAUAUAUCGUGAAAAACAUCAAAAUGAAUUUCAUCGUCUGGUAGAUCAGGCUAGAAAAGGUUACAAGAAAACUGCUGGCAUGUCAAAAAAAGUACCAAAAGAAAAAGAAUCCUCAGAAAACCCAGUAUCGGUACAUACGGGGCAGGUAAAGAAUGAAAUUAAAUUCCCAGACAAGGUCUCGGUGGCAAACCAUUUACAUCAGCCGCAGCUGGGCUCCCUUGGAAAAUUAGAGUCUGAUCAGUCAGAUGAUACUUCAGGUUGUACUGAUAUUCAAGAAGCUGCUUCUUCACCAGAAUCAGAUUCAUUUAAUAGUUCUAGUUCAGACAUCAUAAGAGAUCUUCUAGAAGAAGAGGAAGCCUGGGAAUCAUCACAUACCCACGAUUGUCAAGACACAGAAGAAAUUCCAAGAUUGGCCCGCCGCAAAAGAGCAGCUGAAAGUACUGCAGUUGAACCAAGAAGUAAACAUAACAAGAAUUAG